AUGCCAGAAAUGCACGGAACCGUCUGCAAACGUCAAACAAAAGCCGCUUCGCCUGAUUUGUCCAAGGAUGGAGACGUCAUCCUCGGUGGAAUCUUUACUAUACAUCUGGAUGUGAUUAACGACUUUCAUUCAUAUACCUUUACUCCGAAAAGCUCUGUGUGCAAAAGUUUUGGGUUUGCAAGCUUCCGACUGGCGCAAACGAUGAUAUUUGCCAUUGAAGAAAUAAACCAGAAUGAGAAUCUUCUCCCGGGAAUCACACUUGGAUGUUAUAUUCACGAUGACUGUUCAUCCUCCGCGAUCGCCUCGAAAGCAGCGUUUGCUUUGAUCAACGGAGAAGAAGAAUCAAUGGAAUAUACUGAAUGUAGAGGUUCCUCCAAUGUCGCUGCUAUUGUUGUCUGUGGUCCAUCUACAAACUCCAUCGUAACCGCAAGGACAAUUGGAUCCUUUGGAAUUCCGCUGGUUAGUUAUUUCUCCACCUGUUCCUGUCUCAGCGACAAGACAGAAUACCCGACGUUUAUUCGAACUAUUCCCAGCGACCAGUAUCAGUCCAAAAUUCUCGCUGAGUUGGUGAAAACGUUCGGCUGGACCUGGAUCGGUACUAUUAGAAGUAACACCGAUUACGGAAUUUUUGGAAUGCAAGGAUUUGUCAAACAUGUGGAAACGUUUGGGGUUUGCAUUGCCUACUCUGAAUCAUUUUACAGGACCGAUCCGCCAGAGAAAAUCAGCAAAAUUGUUCAGGUGAUUAAAGAGGCAUCCACUAAAGUGGUGGUGGCCUUUGCUCACGGUGCUGAUAUGCGGAUCUUAUUGAACGAAAUGUUGCGUGAAAAUGUAACUGGUAUACAAUGGAUUGGAAGUGAGGCGUGGGUGUCAGAAAAUCUUCUGCCCCCUGAAGAACGAUUGCUGCACUACAUCCGCACAGUGAAUUUCACAGCAAAGACGGGAGAAAUCGUGUAUUUUGACGAAAAUGGUGACCCAGUUCCAAGAUACGAAUUCGUGAACUUACAGACGAAUUUGAAUGGUAUAGUUGAGAUUGUAAACGUUGGAUAUUACGAUGGUUCGGCACCACCAGGGAGUGAACUGCAAAUGCAAAUCGAUGACAUCGUGUGGAGCACGACUGGAAAGACGGAAGAUGGAAAACCGAUUCAAGGAUCUCAGGAAACGGUGGAUGUGUGUUUUACUUUGGGCAUCGCUGUGAUUUUCUACCGGAAUCGAGAAACUCCCGUGGUCAAAGCGAACAACGCGGAGCUCAGCUUUCUACUACUCUUCGCACUCCUGCUUUGUUUUAUUUGCUCGCUUGCGUUCAUUGGAGAACCUACCGAAUGGUCUUGCAUUUUGCGCCGCACAGCUUUUGGAAUUGUGUUCGUUCUCUGCAUUUCCUGCAUCUUGGGCAAAACUAUCAUUGUCGUUGUCGCCUUUAAAGCAACCUUACCCAAUAGUAGCAUGAUGAGUUGUUUCGGACCGACACAGCAACGCUUGGGCGUAUUCGUCCUUACAUUUUUGCAAAGUAUAGUUUGCAUUUUCUGGCUGAGCUUGUCGCCCCCCUACCCCCUUAAAAACAUGAGCCAUUAUAGAGACAUCAUUAUUCUGGAAUGCGACGCGGGCUCAUUGACCGCCUUUUACGUAGUUUCGAGCUAUAUCGCUUUGUUAUCCAUUGUCUGUUUAGUGCUAGCGUUCCUUGCCCGAAAACUCCCGGACAGUUUCAAUGACGCAAAGUACAUCACCUUCAGCAUGCUGAUCUUUUGUGCGGUUUGGAUAACUUUUAUUCCAGCUUAUGUGAGCUCUCCAGGAAAGUACACAGUGGCUGUAGAAGUGUUCGCCAUUUGGGCAUCGAGCUUCGGUCUGCUGGUAUGCAUUUUUGCACCAAAAUGUUAUAUUAUUCUACUGAAACCAGAGAUUAAUAGUAAAAAGCAUAUGAUGGCUAAAGGGACAUCACUGUAA
Molecule: messenger RNA, 1938 nt
Organism: Hypanus sabinus (Atlantic stingray)
Lineage: Eukaryota; Metazoa; Chordata; Chondrichthyes; Myliobatiformes; Dasyatidae
Product: extracellular calcium-sensing receptor-like
Exons: 6
Coding region: 1-1938 (645 amino acids)
Biological process (GO): G protein-coupled receptor signaling pathway
Cellular component (GO): membrane
Molecular function (GO): G protein-coupled receptor activity
Source: RefSeq, a predicted model, not a curated record